Molecule: messenger RNA, 457 nt
Organism: Stegostoma tigrinum
Lineage: Eukaryota; Metazoa; Chordata; Chondrichthyes; Orectolobiformes; Stegostomatidae
Product: probable G-protein coupled receptor 139
Exons: 3
Coding region: 35-457 (140 amino acids)
Biological process (GO): G protein-coupled receptor signaling pathway
Cellular component (GO): membrane
Molecular function (GO): G protein-coupled receptor activity
Source: RefSeq, a predicted model, not a curated record
AUGUUUCCAAACAAAGCAUCUUAACCAACAAACCAUGGGGCAACCAAUUAUUCUUCUGAUAAAGGCCAUUUAUUACCCAAUACUUGUGGCCAUUGGUGUUCCUGCAAACACCCUAACAAUUGUGAUUCUUUGCAAAGGAAACUGCGGCCUUUCGAACUGUAUCUCUGUCUACAUGUUGGGCAUGGCAGUAGCAGAUUUGCUGAUCAUGAUCAACAACGUGCUGUUGUACCAUAUAAUCAGUUACAACUUCCCCCUUUCGUUCCUGGCACAUACUUCAAUAUGGAUAGAGCGUUGGCACAUACAGCAUCGAGAAAAGCAGACGAAGAAACUCAAAUUCACACCGGUGACAGGAGAGCAAUUCGCAAGAGAUUGUGCAUUGGAGGAGAAUUACCCAGACUUAACGAUUGCCAUUUGUGCGGUCACCGCGGAAAUGAUUGAAAAUGAAUGGAAAAAUUGA